Messenger RNA from Protopolystoma xenopodis, 816 nucleotides. The record is from the annotation of a GenBank genome assembly. NCBI's taxonomy places the organism in Eukaryota, Metazoa, Platyhelminthes, Monogenea, Polystomatidea, Polystomatidae.
AUGGGCGUAGCUGCUGAGAUAAAAGAACAACCCUUGGGACUGGUUGAGAUAGCCGACAUGCUAGACAGCUUCAGCCUCUCCGAAAUCGCCUCUGGCAGCACAGCCAUCGACCACAUGGUCAAUAAACUGAAGACGAGCAUGCAAGCGGCUACUAUACAGUCCGAAUUUCGCCGCCACUUUCUCGAACAUGGCUUACCUGUACCUGAUAUCUGGCUUACACCUCCGAUCAGUACCUCUUCAUCCACCAUGCUCACACAGGCAGAAUUACCCAGAGACAAAACAACUCUAUUGAGAGGGGGCAAGAUUGAUGUAGACAAUAUUUCCAGCAUGAACGAAAUUUUAGUCUGGCCGCCCGAGAUGCUGUCUUUCGAUCUGACAGAUUCAACAUCGCCUAUACUAUUUUCAAAGUUGAAGCGAUCUAUCAAAACGGUAAUAUUUGAACGAGGGGAACAAGUUCUGCCGGGUGAGCAGAGUCUGGAGGAUGGCAUGCGUUUCUAUCUGAAUGCUCGCAAGGAUGCGGCCUGCUUUAUUCAGUCUCAACUUAGUAUACAGGGACAAAAUAGCCCUGAAAUAAGCUACCGUAUCCAGAACAUGGUCGAGCGAGCAGUGCGAUCACGGAAGGGCCUACCGAGCCAGUUUUCUCGACUUAAGGGCAAUUUUGUCUGGGAUGAGAAGCUCCGACAGUUGCGUGGUAUGCAGUCGGCUCUGAUGGAACGUAUUGUUUUCCAGGUGCUCAACCAGCCCAGGAACCAUCCCAUCCGUCUAGAGGAAAUGGUCGAUCCGAUGUUGUUUCAAACUAACCCAGCAGAAAUGUGA